AUGGCCUGCAAACACAUAUGCAAGAUCCCUUGCAAAGACCGUCACACAUGUACUUGCAACUGCGAAGAAAGUCAGCGUCUGGAAUCCCUUGCUCAGCAGCAGGCCGAAGGAGCGGGGGCUAGGUGGGUUGUGGCCGAGCCCGAAGAUAGGCGCGAAAAUGAGCGGCGAGCGGCGAUCAAGAAUUACCAAGCGUACGCGAAUGGGGGCUCAAAGGAGCAUGAUGAGGUUCUCGACCAAAAGGCAGCGUUGCAAGCACAGCGAAAUCAGCCGAUGGAUCUGAACAUCUGCUUGCUUCUCGAUGGUGACAAUCCCAUGGAUGGUGCCACAAGGCAAACCAAUUCUGUCGCAAAGAACGAAGGAGGAACAGGAAAUGAUAAACAGGACGCGAUCCAGCCCCAGAAAAGUCUUCUCGAUUACUGGUAG
This is a messenger RNA of Aspergillus calidoustus, 423 nucleotides long. The record is from the annotation of a GenBank genome assembly. NCBI's taxonomy places the organism in Eukaryota, Fungi, Ascomycota, Eurotiomycetes, Eurotiales, Aspergillaceae.